This is a messenger RNA of Acaromyces ingoldii, 566 nucleotides long. RefSeq lists its product as hypothetical. The record is from RefSeq and is a predicted model, not a curated record. The coding region runs from base 48 to 455 and encodes 135 amino acids. Gene Ontology annotation, cellular component: mitochondrial small ribosomal subunit; ribosome. Gene Ontology annotation, molecular function: small ribosomal subunit rRNA binding; structural constituent of ribosome. Gene Ontology annotation, biological process: translation. Lineage: Eukaryota; Fungi; Basidiomycota; Exobasidiomycetes; Exobasidiales; Cryptobasidiaceae. The transcript has 3 exons.
CUACUCCUCUGCGUGCACAGCGAUCGACGAAGAAGGAGCCGGUCAAUAUGCCUCUCUACGAGCUCUUUUGUAUCGCGGCCUCUUCAGAGUCUUCUGCGCCCUUCCGCGAUCUGAUUCGCUCGACCUCGCGUCUCAUCAUGGACCACGGCGGUGCCGUACGAGGUGUUCAGUACUGGCAGCGCCGAGCGCUGGCCCAGCGGGCGCGGCGACACCAGCAGUAUCACGAGACGGGCGACCACUUUCUUCUGCACUUUGACACCAACCCUCGGAUUCUCAACCAGCUCUCCAGCCGCCUUCGGGCCGACCCGCGCGUGAUUAAGUGGACGACACUCAAGUUGGGAGAGCGGCUAGACCAGAUCACACCAAAGACGAUGGCAGGGUCAGAGAACAUCGAUGGGCACCCGCCGCAGAUGGGGGGAGGACGAACGGUGAAAUACUCCAACACGAACAUGUAGAAAGGUUGCAUCAACGGUUUCCAUUGUUGUGUAAUUGUACAGUACAGUAUUGGCUCUCAGCCUGUGAAACAUCAUACUCGAGCCACAAAUGCGCUCAAAUCUUUUUUGUGC